Triticum aestivum (bread wheat) is the source of this 785-nucleotide messenger RNA. RefSeq lists its product as uncharacterized. The record is from RefSeq and is a predicted model, not a curated record. The transcript has 3 exons. NCBI's taxonomy places the organism in Eukaryota, Viridiplantae, Streptophyta, Magnoliopsida, Poales, Poaceae. The coding region runs from base 119 to 604 and encodes 161 amino acids.
UCCAAAAGCAAACACCAGAUGCUCAAGAGACCGAUGGUUGACAAGAGUGGAUAGACACCUGACAUAUCACUCCUCAUAAGCUUGCUGAGCUGAACUCAACUCUAUAGAGAGGGAGAAGAUGAUCAAAGGGUGCGCGGCCAUGAAGAUGAUCAAAGGUCCUUGUGUUCGCCGGGGAAGGAUGGCAGGCCCGGUCCAGAGCAUCACCCGGGCGGAGAUCGACCGUUUCUGGAGGAGAAAGAAGCUGGAGGAAGAGGAACGCCGGCUCGAUGACGAGAAGGAGGCUGCAAGGAUCAAACUCAAGACUCUCAAGCAAGAAGAUUACAUGCUUUUUGUACAAAGGAUAGACGGGAUUAUAGACGAGAAAGCAGAGACAAGCGAGAUGAUGGAGGAGGGAGAGAUCGCCAGGAACAUUGAGAUACAAAUUGGCAUCAAGCAUUGGUGGAGGAAGAGCAGCUGCGCAUAUCUAAAUGAACCAGCAGUAGCAUCCGUUGAUGAUAACAGCAGUUGGAAGGCGAACACCGGAUAUAUUCCGCAGAAGAUACAAUUUAGGUGCUCCCAGCCAGCACUUUACCAGAUGAACGUGGCUGCUUUUGGGAUCUUCUAAAUGCUGAUGCCAAGGAUAAAAUGUGAGCCAUUAGGAUGCGUUUUCCUUAUGCGUCUCAAUAUGAAUUUGAGUCAGAUAAUAAGUUUAAUGGAAAGGGUACUUUUGAGUAACAAAGAGCAGCCUUAUCAUUUCACAUAUUUGGGGAUGCAGUGAAUUUUAAUGAAGCUCUUCUAUGUUGCAU